AACAUACAUUCUACAUCUUAAAUAUACAUUUAACUCUAAGGAAGUAUCUUACAAUUUGAUUGUGUGGUUGCCAGAUGACUCUGAUCAACCUAGUAGCAUGUAUUUUUCUAUUCAGAGUGUAUUUUUCCUAUCUAGCAGCGGAUCACAACUUCCAACUUACACAAGGUAUCUAAUCACUGCUAGGUGAGCAGGGGUUACACUCCAAAGAAGUCCGCCCAAAAACUUCUAAUCUGAUCCAGGUUUCGAACUCGCGCCCUCCGAGUAUGAGAUCCGGCGCGCUAACCACUGUGUAGUGUGUGUUUGUGGUCACUAUAACAGCACGUAGAUUAGGUUUGUCACCAGUUUUUGUUUCCCAUCAGGUUCCUGCUGAGAGCUUCGAGAGCGCUACUGUUUACUUCAGCGACAUAGUUGGCUUCGAAGACUUGUGUGCAGAAAGUUCACCUAUGCAGAUCGUGACUCUUCUCAACAGCCAGUAUAGAGUAUUUGAUUCACGUCUCGAGAAAUACGACGUUUAUAAAGUGGAGACCAUCGGUGACGCCUAUAUGGUAGUGUCUGGGCUGCCACGGCGAAACGGUCAACGCCAUGUGGUGGAGAUCAGUUGUUUGGCGCUUGACCUACGGCAUGCCGUUCAGGCCAUUCCUAUACCACACAAGCCAGGAUCGUUCUUGCAGACUCGCGCAGGAGUGAACACGGGGCCAGUAGUUGCCGGUGUGGUUGGAACCCGGAUGCCUCGUUACUGCCUCUUUGGAGACACUGUCAAUACCGCCUCACGUAUGGAGACAACAUGCGAGCCAAUGCGCAUCCAGAUCUCUCUCAGUACACGCAUGUCACUUCUGUCUGCUGGUGGAUUCAUUAUGGAGUUUCGUGGAUACAUUGAGGUGAAGGGAAAGGGCGAGAUGGCCACUUAUUGGUUAGAAGGCCGGGACGGACUGACUUUCGGAGCUGUGGAAGUUCCAAUUUCUGAGGAUCCCAACGCUGAAGGAAAGUAAUAAUAAUAAUAAUUAUAAGAAAAUGUAGUUUAUGACGUAAUAAAAUCUGGAAUGAGCUAGUGAUUAAUGCAUGUAUUCAUUAAUGUAAAUUAAUUACUGGCGAUCUCAAUAAACGUUUCUCUUUGUGUCUUACAACUCAAGGGGGCAGUCAUAGCCUGCCCUCUAAAGACAAUUCUCUUCCUUCACACAAAACUACAUGCACCUAAUUACACACAUCCUUCACUCAAAAUUCUAAAUUCAAUAUGGAGACUCCUACAACAUGCCCGGAAUCUCCAUCUGGGGAGGGGACCACAAAUGUCUCGAGGUCGGACUGCUCUUCUGCUAUCGACCCUGAAGUGUCUUGACAUCCCUCUUUAACUUUUCUUUAUUAACUUCUGCAACAUUCGCGGCCUUAAAUCUAUUUUUGAGUCUGUAGAAUACCACCUCUCCUCUACUAAAUUUCAUCCUCUUUUCCUCACUGAAAAACUGAUGUCUGAGGCAACAUGACAGUAACACCCUUUUCUAUUCCUUCCUACUUGGAUGUUGUGUAUAUGUGCGCAAUGACUUAACCUGCUCUGGUUCCCAUCCUCUUGAAUCUUCCGAUUCAUGGCUAAAACUACAGAGUCACACUCAAACUAAAUUUAUAUGUAUACCUGUAUCUAUAUACCUCUUACCUAACUCCUCUGACUAUAGGAAUUUCUUUGACUACGUAACUUCCAAAGUGGAGCACAUUCUGACUCUCUUCCCUUUUGAAGAGAUCUCCAUUCUUGGAGACUUUAAUGUUUACCAUCAGCUUUGGCUUCCUUCUCCCUUCACUGACCAUCCUGGUGAAUUAGCCUUUAACUUUGUUAUCCUAUAUGACCUAGAACAACUGGUGCAACACCCUACUCGUAUACCUGACAGUCUUAGAGAUACAGCCAAAAUUCUUGAUCUUUUCCUAACCUCUAAUCCAAUCCUCCCGCUUAUGCUGUCACCCUGUCUUCUCCGCUGGGGUCCUCCGAUCACAACCUCCUAUCUAUAUUUUGCCCUAUUACUCCAAUUCUUCCUCAAGAUCUCCCAAAACAUGAGGUGACUCUGGCGAUUUGUCUCAGUUAAUUGUGGGGACAUGGGGAAGUAUUAUUCUGACAUUCCUUGGCAUAGAGGCGUACCAUCUUUCUCUCAUCUUACGCUCUUUCUCUCAACCUUCCAAAAUUUGGUUUAAUAUAACCUGUUCUCGUGCUAUACAUGAUAGAGAGAGAGAGAUGGCCCACAAAGAUAAUUACAUCACCAGAAUCUCAUGCGCAUUAUAUUUCUGCCCGGAAUCAUGCCAAGUAUGUUCUCCAGCUAGGCAAAAACUACAUCAUCAAUAAAAAGUGUCAACAUCUUUCAAGAUCUAUCUCCCCUCGUGAUUUCUGGCACCUAGCCAGAAACAUCUCCAGUAACUUUGCUCCUUCAUCUCUCCCUUCUUUAUUUCGACCUGAUGGCACAGCUGCCAUCUUAUUUAUUUCUAAAACUGAACUCUGCUGAAACUUUUGAUAAAAACUCUACCUUGAAUGACUACUUCAUGCUACCCAUUAAGAUCCUUCCUUCGCAAUGAUGUUUACCAUGUCCUCGCUGGCCUUAACUCUCGUAAGGCUUAUGGACUUGAUGGGGUACCUCCUAUUGUUCUCUGAAACCGUGCUUAUGUGCUUGCACUUGCCUAGUCAAACUCUUUCAAGUCUAUCUGUCAACAUCUACCUUUCCUUCUUGUGGGAAGUUUGCCUACAUUCAGCCUGUUCCUAAAAAGAGUGACCGUUCUAAUUAUUCAAACUACCGCCCUAUUCCUU
This is a messenger RNA of Scylla paramamosain (green mud crab), 2773 nucleotides long. Its product is annotated as atrial natriuretic peptide receptor 2-like. The record is from RefSeq and is a predicted model, not a curated record. Gene Ontology annotation, cellular component: plasma membrane. The transcript is spliced from 6 exons. Gene Ontology annotation, molecular function: peptide receptor activity; guanylate cyclase activity; adenylate cyclase activity. NCBI's taxonomy places the organism in Eukaryota, Metazoa, Arthropoda, Malacostraca, Decapoda, Portunidae. Gene Ontology annotation, biological process: intracellular signal transduction; cGMP biosynthetic process; receptor guanylyl cyclase signaling pathway. Bases 444 to 989 code for a protein of 181 amino acids.